Osmerus eperlanus (European smelt) is the source of this 1884-nucleotide messenger RNA. It is a transcript of the gene hat1, whose product is annotated as histone acetyltransferase 1. Gene Ontology annotation, cellular component: nucleus. NCBI's taxonomy places the organism in Eukaryota, Metazoa, Chordata, Actinopteri, Osmeriformes, Osmeridae. Bases 81 to 1322 code for a protein of 413 amino acids. Gene Ontology annotation, molecular function: histone H4 acetyltransferase activity; histone binding. Gene Ontology annotation, biological process: subtelomeric heterochromatin formation. The record is from RefSeq and is a predicted model, not a curated record. The transcript has 11 exons.
UUCCGUAAACGUCACACGCAACCUGGAAACACGUGGGGCGGAAGUGCUUUAGAUUUCGCGGGCCGUCAGUGACAACACAGAUGCAGUGUGCAGAAAUGGCGGGGAUGAACGCUAUGGAGAAGAAAUUGGCGGAGUACAAGUGUGACACCAAUGAAGCGAUAUGCCUGAAGCUGGUUCGCUUUCCAGAGGAUGUGGAUGAUGAGGGUACAACGUUCCACCCUGAAUUCAGCCACCAGCUUUAUGGUGAUGACGAGGUGGCUUUUGGAUUUAAAGGCCUCCAGAUUCAGCUGUACUACAGUGCAGGAAACCUGAGCACCCUCUUCAAAGUGAAAUAUUCUUCCAAGGUCACAGAGUCGUUCGACUGCGUGGAGCCUGACGACGUCGAGGGCAAGAUCCGUGACAUCAUCCCCUCCGGCUUCACCAGCAACACGGACGACUUUGUGUCUCUGCUGGAGAAGGAGGCCAACUUCAAGCCCUUCGGGACCCUGCUCCACACAUACACGGUCCACAGCGAGGAGGCAGGCCAGGACCUCACCUACCAGAUACACAAGGCAGACAUCACCAGCCCGGGGUUCAGAGAGUACCACGAGCGCCUGCAGACCUUCCUCAUGUGGUUCAUCGAGACGGCUAGCUUCAUCGACGCGGACGACGACCGCUGGGACUUCUUCCUCGUAUUCGAGAAGUACAAUAAGGAUGGGGAGACUCUGUUCGCAACUGUUGGCUACAUGACAGUUUAUAAUUACUACGUGUACCCAGACAAAACCAGACCACGUGUCAGCCAGAUGCUGAUCCUGCCCCCGUUCCAGGGAGAGGGCCAUGGAGCCCAGCUGCUGGAGGCUGUGCACAGAUUCUACUGCACCCUGCCCAAAGUUCAGGACAUCACAGCGGAGGACCCCUCGGAGAGCUACGUGACGCUGAGGGACUUUGUCCUGGUCAAGCUGUGCCACGCCCUGCCCUCCUUCUCCACAGACAAGCUGGCCCUCGGCUUCUCUGACGACAUGGUGACGGAGGCCCGCGACAAGCUCAAGAUCAACAAGAAGCAUGCAAGGCGAGUGUACGAGAUUUUGCGUCUGAGAGCGACGGACAUGAGCGACGAGACCAAAUCCAAAGAUUACCGGCUGGAGGUCAAGAAGAGACUGUUCGGCCCCUACAAGAAGAACCAGAGAGACCUGACCAAGAUGAUGAAGUGCCUGCGGCCGGAGGAGCUGGCCUCUCACAUCAGUCAGAUGGACACCCAGCUGCAGCACGACGAGCUGGAGAAGAGCUACCAGGACCUGCUGGUGGAGUACAGGAGAGUCAUCGAGAGGCUAGCGCAGGCCUGAUGACGCGCCGGGGACCUGGGGCUCUCUUCCACACAGCAGGCUGGGUAAGACCCGUCCACAGAGGGCCUGUGUGGGUGAGGACUGGAGUUACACCCCCCCCCCCCUCCCCUCCCCCGUUUGACAUCAUUAAAAGAUCUUGAUUGAAAAGUAUUGUGUUGAUAUUGAAAAGUAGAAUCUGGGGUGGGUUUUCUUUGGGGGGGUGGGGGGGGUGGGAGGGGGGAGAACAGGUGAAUUAUCUGCACCCAUACUGGCCUUCUGGGGAUCUGAUUGGCUGACAGAAGGUCUUGGUGUUCCUCCCACUGAUGGGAGGUCACGUGACACACCUGUCCCUCGUGUCCAAUCACACUGCCUCAGCUUCAGUGAUUGCAAAUCAUGACCAGCUGAUAGGAUCACCAUCCGCCCAGUGAGAAAAUGCUUCCUGUUCAUAGUGAUACAGGGACCCCCCCCCCCCCCCAACCACUCAGAAAAACACAAGAAAAACCUGUUGUCACUUUUUCUUGAAGACAUGUUGGUUUUGAAGCACUUCAUAAUAAAAUAUUAAUGUUUUUGUACAUUCCUCAAA